Messenger RNA from Arvicanthis niloticus (Nile rat), 892 nucleotides. The record is from RefSeq and is a predicted model, not a curated record. NCBI's taxonomy places the organism in Eukaryota, Metazoa, Chordata, Mammalia, Rodentia, Muridae.
AUGGCUGCUGCCCUCUGGCUGCUGCUAGUGGGCGUGGCCUGUGCGAUGACAUCAGAGCAGGACCCCAACCGUGGGGCCGCAGCCUGGGACCUGCGCUGCUGGGUGCACGACUUGCAGCUGAUGACGUGUCGCUGGAGGCGGGGCCCCGAGGCGCCGGAGGACGUGAGCUACCGGAUGUACUGGCGGGACUCCAAGGAAAGUCCUGACAAGGACCUGGAGUGCCCGCACUAUGACGUCCGCGUGGGCGGGGCUAACCUGGGCUGCGUCCUGGACAAUGUCCCGGUGCUGGGGAGUCUCAUGGUGGUGACGGUGAAGGGCAACAGCAGCGCGGGCCCCGUGUCCUGCACCGACGCCGCCUUCGACCUGCAGUUCGUCGAGAUCCUGACCCCGCCCACGCUGAAGGCAGCGUGUAACAGCUCUAAGGCACACGUGAGCUGGGAAAUGAACAGCCGGUUCUCUAAGAAUUUCGAGUACAUGCUGCAGAUCAACCAAAGCUCACAACAGGAGCCACAGCACCAGGAGAUCCAGUACUCACCUGUCUGGGUCGUGAACCCAGGCACAGUCAGCUUCCGGGUCAGUGCUAAGUUGCCAGGGAGUAAUAACUACAGCGCCUGGAGCAACACCCAGAGGCUGGAGUGCGAUCCUGUGGCGACCCAGGUGACACUGCUGUUGCUGCUGCUGGCAGGCGCCGGGGCGGUUCUGACAGCCUUGGCCAUGUUGCUGCUGUGCUGGAGGAAGUCAGUGCUGGCCCGCCUGUUCCCACCCAUCCCGCGCAUGCGGGUCCGCCUGGAGGCGGGGCCGGGAGAAAUGGUUGCGUGGGCAGAGACAGAGGACUGUGAAGUGACACGCGUGACAGACGCCUGAGCCCUGCCACUCAAUAAACUGCUGCGGG